Messenger RNA from Meloidogyne enterolobii, 342 nucleotides. The record is from the annotation of a GenBank genome assembly. NCBI's taxonomy places the organism in Eukaryota, Metazoa, Nematoda, Chromadorea, Rhabditida, Meloidogynidae.
AUGGAUAAUAACCGCUAUCGUGACCAGAGGAAUGGAGGAGGCGGACGUGGAGGAGGCUAUGAUCGACGUGGUCCAUCGCAGCAUAACAACGAUAAUCGCGGCGGGGGAGGUCGUAAUAACUAUGAUGGAGGGAAUCGCGGAAAUGGUUAUGGUGGUGGUGGUGGGGGAGGGGGAGGUGGUGGUGGAGGUCGUUACAAUGGAAAUCAUAAUAACGGAUAUAACGAUCGAAAGCGAAGUGGUGGUGAUUAUGGUGGUGGCGGCCGUGAUUACGAGCCAAGACCUUCUAAACAAAAUUAUCAGCCUAAACAGGAAGAGAAGAUUCCACUGUUAGUUUGUAAUUAA